Cooperia oncophora is the source of this 540-nucleotide messenger RNA. Lineage: Eukaryota; Metazoa; Nematoda; Chromadorea; Rhabditida; Trichostrongylidae. The record is from the annotation of a GenBank genome assembly.
AUGCUCGAAGACGGUAUGGACGACUCACCGGAAAUACUGCGACGAGAGUUUCAGCUAUACAUGGAAGAGCGUUUCCUGGCGGGACAUGAUUCCAGGUUUUUCGACUACGAUACGGUUGACAACGAUGUGUCCCUGGAUGAGAUAGAUGAAAUACAUGAGCGUGACAUGGAAGAAAAGUGGGCCAAACGUUGUAUUGAGACGUUUCUCAUUAGUAUGAUGACGAAGCCAAUCGAAGUGCGGUGGUAUUACCAUGGCCCGGAUAACGAGAUAUACGGUCCAUAUGCGGCUAAGGAAAUGAUGAUGUGGACUCAGUCUGGUUACUUCAACGACUCUCUUUUAAUUCGCACUGAACACGAGGAACGGUUCCACACUUUGGGCGAAUGGACGCGUGUUUGUGGUGGCAAGGUCCCCUUCGUGCUUCCGGUUGUGUCCAUGGAGUCCCUUGUUGGUCCUAUGGGUCCUCGUCUGAAUCCGGUAAUGAUUGGAAUGCUCCCGCCUGGUCUACCGCCACCGUUUCCUCCUCCAGUGCAUGGAAGGUAA